UUAGCCACGCGAUCUCUUUCGUCGAAACAUUUAAAUAAUAUUAUUCACUUGGUUUAUAUCAUUAUUUAUAUUACGGUAGAUUUUAAUGAAUUUUGCAAAUUUUAUUGUCAGCAUAAUUACAACUUUUUUUUUGUUUGAAGGAGUUGAUGAUGAUAAUGAUGAUUGUAAUGAUUAUGUUUACAAGUGGUUUUAGUGAACACCAUGUGAAUUGGUGGAUUUAAAUGACUGGUAAUUUGAUUUAAAGACACUUUAAAAGUUACAAAACUCACUGGUGCUCGAAAGGAUAAUCUUUGUUCUCUCGUGGAGGGCGUUACAUAUCCGACAUUUCGCGAAUGUGUAAUUAUUUUCAAGCUGCAUGAUACACGUAUGUAUAUCUUGUACGAAAAUUGCAUAAUCACACGAGUCACGCGGCUUGAGAAUAAUCAAGAGACUGUUGUAAAAGAUUUUUUAGUGGUUUUUCAAGUGGAAAUAAAUUUAAUGUAACAGAGGGAGAAGCUGCUCAACGUACAGAGGAAACAGAGUCGACAAUUUUCAUGGAAAUGACGCAACGAGACAUGCAUCGUAAUGGGCUGAUCAUCGUUGGACGCAAUCCACGAUCUCACAAGGAUCGAACUGGAAAAAAUAAAUUAAAAAACUCCAAUGUUAUGUGAAGACUUUUUGCUACUUUUUUUUAUUAUGGCUUACGUUUUGUGGAGAGUAUUCACCAAGAAAUACACCAAGGUGCGGCUUGGUAUCGCGAGUUUAGCUGUAAUCCCAGCUGAACGACGUGUUGCACCAGGCAAAGAACUUGAAACAUGGACUUUGGCUCCUGACUGUCCAAGUGAUGAUAUUCCAAAGCCUAAAGAGUCAGAAAGUAUCAUUAAAGAUGACCAAGUCCCGACUGAAGACUCCUUGGAACCCGUCAAGAUUAAUCGUGAACAUGAGAGCCGCAAAAGUCGAGCUAAAAAAGUGAAAAACUAUCUACGCAAAUGCAAAGGUGCUUUGUCGUCUACUAAAGAUGAUUCCAAUACUUCGCAUCAAGCAAAUAAUCACAGUGGUAGAAGUAGUAGUAGACGGUCUGCUUCAUCAUCCUGGUACUUGGAAGACUCUUCAUUGUCCAACUCCACUGAGAAUCGCUCCAAAGAAUCUAAAGAAAGUUCUCAUAAUAUUCUACCAGCACGAACUACUUCUUUGACGCGUUCUUAUGAAUCUCAUACCACUACACCCCCUUCACCACGAAGAUUUGGCUCAGAGAGUCUUCUUGAUUCUACUGAUAGGUUUGAAGAUGCUGUUGACUUUGAUUUAAAUAAAAAUGAGCACAGUUUGAAUGUUGAAGAUAACAGUAAUAAUGAUCAAGUUGAAACUGAUGCUGAUGAGAGUCAAUUACUCGCUGGAUGUUCUUUAUUAUUUGGGGGCCGUGGAGAUGUUGCAUCACUCGUCCGGUGCCUUCUUGGUCCUAUCUACGGUGAAAAUGUACUCGAUCCACUGACCAGACAAGCUCGAGACAUUCUCGUGUGUGCUUAUCACGGAAAUCUUGAGAGCUUCGUUGAAUCCUACCUCGUGCCUGCGUCUCAACUACUUGCUAAAGUCAAAAGUAUCGUGUCUGACACGAAUGACAAAUCUUUGGUACCUGAUGGCUGGCCGUUGACUCUGGCUGGCACUGGGUUGGUACUUCAACUUGGUGAGCUCGGGGCUUCCGCUUUGAGACACGGGGAAUGUUAUCUCUGCGUGCGAAGCAGCCGGCAAAGCGGUGGGGACACAAGCAGUGUCGUCAGCAACGAGGCGACUACCAAGAAUAACGAGGGACAGCUGGAAAGGAUCAUCGAUAUCGUUGAGAUUGCUCUCAUUUGGAGAUCGUCAAUGCGUUCACCAGGAAUUCUUGCUUGGGAGCGUGAAGACGAUUUUAUGGAUUGGAGAGAAACUUCAGCAUUGAAGGACCAUCAGCAAUCAACAAAUCUGUCACCUACAUCUACUCGUCGAAGACGAAUUAAAUCCAAGGAAGAUCAUCAAAGUUCAAGAAACCAAGACAUUUCUCCGUCCUCAUCUUCAAAUAGUCAGCACCAUUCUAAUGUACCUUCACCUCUUCGAGUCUCUUCGGAGAACUCUAAUACUUCUGGAGUCGAUGACAAUUUACCCAAGUUACCUGCGAUGAGGUUGGAUCAGCGACAAAGUGGUCGACAAAAAGAAGAAACUAAAAUCCAGAUCGAGGACUUAAAGAGACCAAGUUGUCUUGAAUCUGUUAUUAAUAACCGACAUCAAAAAGAUUGUCCAGAAAAUUUAAGUGAACAAAUUAAUUAUGAUGAACUCACAAGCCUUAUUGGAACACUUUUGGUUACGGUCGAGCGUAAAAUUGAACGUGUAAACCUGGAUGACUUGGUAUUUCCAUGCCCUGCAUGUCGAAACAUUGACACUGAUGAUCCCCUUCUUGGUUGUAAGUGUUCUGGAGCUGAAGAGUGCAGUAAUGAACAUGGCAGUGACACGUGCGAUUGUGGUAUUGUAACAGAAAAUUGCAGAAGCUUUGAAGUAGCAGGAAUUAAACAUAUUGACAGUGAUGAUGAAGAAGAAGUACGAAUGGGCUUUGGAUCCAAGAGAAAAAUCGAGGAGGAAGUACCAUCACCACGAAGCAUCCACGACCUUCCUGAACGUGUUCUCCACUGUGGUCUUCGUCUACAAGGAUACGCUGACGAUCUUUCAGGGAGACUUGUUCUAGAGUUUGAUAAUACCUCUGUUCAAGAAACGAAGAUUUGUCCGAGGGAAAUUGCGUCGUAUCUUCUUUAUCUCUCUAGACUUCACAGCUCCGAUCGCACGAAGAACGGAUGGACGCUAGUGAUUCGAAGAGGAACCUCUGAUGACUUUGAUACCCUAGACCGUGCUCUAGUGUUAGUUCAAGGAAGAGUAAAUGUUCGGCAGGCUUUUUUGCUGCGAAAUUCAGAUAGUCCAGAGCCAUCAACGAACUCCCAAUUUCCCCGCAGUCGUGUCAAGAUAACGAGCAUUGAUGACGCAACCUUAAGCCGGCGCAUCCCUCGAUUGAAAGACGGAGAUUAUAAUCAUGAAGAAUGGAUUGCCUUUUAUAAGGAAUAUGACAGCUUGAUGACCGAGUGGCAGAAUUAUGGAAGACAACUCGUAAUGGAGAUGUCAGAGCUAAAAGAUUCUACGAAUAUUGGUAGUUCUCUAACACCUCUAAGUCGUUUGUUAACUGAACCAGAGUCAAGAAGAACAUUGAGAGAAGCAUCAGAAUGUCUAGCUUCCUUGGAGGAACGUGCAGAAACUCUAUCACACCUGGAUUAUGUUUCAAGUGCAGUUCAACGUGCCAGGAGGCUCAUGGAGGAAGUUGGAAAUGCAGCAACGCGAUUAGAAAAUAGUUUUGAGUCUCGUCGAGCAACGAUAAGGAACUUUGCUGUGCUGCGGACCAUCGAGGAGCAAGCCAGAGAGGUACUCUCGUGGCUCUGCAAGAAGGGAGAGGACAUUCUCAAUAAGCACGCAAGACACGCAGCCACAACCCUCACCACUGCACGACUUCAUGAACGAGACUUUGAAAAAUUCUAUUUUUCAUCCAUGCGCCAUCUGGACAAGGGAAGUGAUCUGGCAGAAGCAGCAGGGACCAGUGGUCUCAACGACUUGGCCCUUUCGCUUCGUGAACAUCUUCGAGAUUUUGGUUUACGGUUAGAAGAUCGAAGAGAGUACCUGGAAGAUACUUCAAGAUGUUGUUUGCUUCAAGACCAAGCUCAAGAGUGGAUGAAAGAAGCAAGAGCUGCAGAUUGCAGCGAAGGUUCUCAAAGGUUCCAAUCAUCAAGACGUGUUCCCUUGCCAGCUGAACAUCUUGAAGAAAUGAUGAAUCUUGCGGAAAAACUAGGCAAUGAAGCUCUAAUUGAGCAGUGCAGAGUCAUUAGGAAUAAAUGUCUAGAGUUAGUAGAACUAACAAAAAGUAAUUCUGCUCCUCAAAGUCCUUCUGGUCUAAGAAGAUCAUUUGCUAGAUCAGAAUCAGCUGCAGAAUAUAAUUCUUGGGAUGAUGAUAGUAAUGCUGGAUCAUGUCCGAUUAAGAAUGGUACCAGUGCUACUGAAGAGUCUCAGUCUGCUACGGAUAAUAUUGUUGAGCUUGGAGAAACUCGACAGCAAGAUAAUCUUGAUUCUCCACCAAGAAGCCCUGCCACUAGAAGACUCGUUAAACCACCAGUUAAUUCUCACCUACAAAGGUCACCUAGUAUUGCUCCAGCUGGAAUGAAAGCAAAAAAGACUAUUCUGCUUAUUAUGAGAGAGAUGAUUCAAACUGAAAGAGAUUACGUGAAAUCAUUGGAGUACAUCAUCGAGAAUUAUAUUCCUGAACUCGUACGAGAAGAUAUUCCCCAAGCUUUAAGAGGUCAACGAAACGUAAUCUUUGGAAACGUCGAAAAAAUUUAUGAAUUCCAUAGUCAGCAUUUUCUACGUGAGUUGGAACAAUGUGAACAUAGCCCCAUGAUGGUUGGUCAGUGCUUUUUGCGACACGAGAACAAGUUUUAUCUCUACGCUUUAUACAAUAAAAAUAAACCAAAUUCAGAUUCACUGAUGGCAGAGUAUGGUUCAUCGUUUUUUAAAGCAAAACAACUAGAACUUGGAGAUAAAAUGGAUUUAGCAAGUUAUUUAUUGAAGCCUGUUCAGCGAAUGGGAAAAUACGCACUUCUACUUCAACAAUUGGUGAAAGCAGGUACUGAUUUAUCGGAGCAACUGGCGGGUAAAAAUGACAAAGAGUCGAAGGAGCAGGAUAUUAGCAAUGUUAAACCAAUUGUUGAGGGAGAAGCUGAAUUAAGAGCUGCUGAGCAGAUGGUUCGUUUUCAAUUACGACAUGGAAAUGACCUUCUGGCAAUGGAUUCAUUACGUGAUUGCGAUGUAAAUGUUAAAGAACAGGGACGACUUUUAAGGCAAAAUGAAUUUCUUGUAUGGCAAGGAAAAGGAAAAAAAUGUUUGAGACAAGUAUUCCUCUUUGAAGAUCUAAUUCUCUUCAGCAAAGCUCGAAGAUUUCCCGAUAGAAAGAACCUUGAUAUUUAUAUAUACAAGCACAGCAUAAAAACAACGGAUAUCGGUUUAACAGCAGUGAUUGCAGACUCUCCAACGAAAUUUGAGAUCUGGUUCAGAAAAAGGAAGCCUGGAGAUACAUAUACAUUGCAAUGUGCUAGUGAGGAAAUAAAAAAAGCUUGGACAGAAGAAUUGAGCAAUCUCCUUUGGAAGCAGGCGCUUCGUAACAGAGAAGUGCGCCUGGCAGAAAUGUCAAGUAUGGGAAUAGGAAAUAAACCUUGUCUCGACAUUAGACCUAGUGCAGAUCAAAUAAAUGACAGAUCUAUUAGCGUCGCUCAGCUUUCAAAAACUCCAAGAUUUAGGAAUUCAAUUGCAGUCUCAAUAUCAGAUGACUCCAAUCGCUGUAGUCGUAGACCUCAUAGCGUAAUUUCUGUGAGCUCAUCAUCAAGUAGUGGAGGAAGCAGUGGAGUCCCUCAAACCACUUUGCAUCUAGGUUUAGAUGCUAGUCCCCGGCUCCAUCACCGUAGUACUACACUUAAUAGCCAAUGUAGUGUUGAGAGCGGAAUAAUUGCUGACAUUUCAAUUGUUUCGGAUGAUGGUGUGGAUGGUGGAGACAGAAGUCAUUGGAAACAAACUCUAGAAAGCCCUACAUCAUCACAUCCGCCAAAUACAUCAACACCUCUCCAAUCUCCUACAAGUUCUCAUACAGCACCAGUGCCAGCUUCAACAUCUUCCACAGACGUUAAUUUAACGUCUCCCUAUGAUCAAGACAUGUCUAUAAACUUGUAAACUAAUCUUAAAAAUUGAAUGUAGAUGAAAGUACUUUUCAUUUUGUUAAUGUAGAGCUCUUUAAAAUUAGAUCUAACACUGGCCUGUAA
Chelonus insularis is the source of this 5846-nucleotide messenger RNA. RefSeq names its product puratrophin-1-like. NCBI's taxonomy places the organism in Eukaryota, Metazoa, Arthropoda, Insecta, Hymenoptera, Braconidae. Gene Ontology annotation, molecular function: guanyl-nucleotide exchange factor activity. The record is from RefSeq and is a predicted model, not a curated record. The transcript has 19 exons. The coding region runs from base 640 to 5757 and encodes 1705 amino acids.